AUGGUUACUCUUGUGGCAGCUAUGGUAUUGACUCAGUUUCUGACUAGUGCUGCUGGUAUAUUCACUAUUGUACCAGUGACACAAUAUGUUUAUGUCAAUGAUACUGUGACAUUUGAAUGUGCUACUAACUCAACCGGAAAUAUUCCUUAUUUCAUUGUUGGAGGAUCAAUUCAACAGUCACAAUCAAGUGUAACAUUACCGAAUGGUGGAAUGAUGAUAUCAUUUAACCAAAUAGCAACAAAUGAAUCAAAUAGGACUGAUGUUGCAUGCAGAACAGUUAGUGGAAGUGCCACUGAAACUGCUUAUCUCUAUGUUCAAGGUCCUCCUGAUAGUGUCAGUAGUUUAACAGGAUAUCAGUUAGAUUCUUGUUGUAUGUUUAUCAGUUGGUAUCCUCCAUUCACACUACCAGGACUAACAGUACAGUAUAUAAUCAGUGUAGGAACUGAUCAACAGUACCUUAAUGACUCUAUCACUAGCUACACUUACUGUCCAAUGAACCCAACCAAUGAACAAUAUCUGUUUAACAUUACAAUUAUUAAUAAAGCUGGGAAUGGAUCUACUAGUAACAUAACUGUUGGAUUCCAAUCAG
Messenger RNA from Amphimedon queenslandica, 589 nucleotides. RefSeq lists its product as uncharacterized. Lineage: Eukaryota; Metazoa; Porifera; Demospongiae; Haplosclerida; Niphatidae. The transcript has 3 exons. Gene Ontology annotation, molecular function: protein binding. The annotation marks the transcript as partial. The record is from RefSeq and is a predicted model, not a curated record.